Molecule: messenger RNA, 1551 nt
Organism: Limanda limanda (common dab)
Lineage: Eukaryota; Metazoa; Chordata; Actinopteri; Pleuronectiformes; Pleuronectidae
Gene: zbtb37
Product: zinc finger and BTB domain containing 37
Exons: 3
Coding region: 1-1551 (516 amino acids)
Biological process (GO): regulation of transcription by RNA polymerase II
Molecular function (GO): RNA polymerase II cis-regulatory region sequence-specific DNA binding; DNA-binding transcription factor activity, RNA polymerase II-specific; protein binding
Source: RefSeq, a predicted model, not a curated record
AUGGAGCGCUCCGGCAGCAUCCAGCUGGACAUCCCCGACUUCAGCAACUCGGUUCUGUCUCACCUGAACCAGCUCCGGGUCCAGGGCCGGCUCUGCGACAUCGUGGUCAAUGUUCAGGGUCAGAGCUUCCGGGCGCACAAGGUGGUCCUGGCCGCCAGCUCGCCGUACUUCCGGGACCACAUGUCUCUGAGCCAGAUGAGCACGGUGUCCCUGACCGUGAUCCGGAACCCGAGCGUGUUCGAGCAGCUGCUCUCCUUCUGCUACACGGGCCGGCUCCGCCUGCAGCUCGCCGACAUCAUCAGCUACCUGACGGCCGCCAGCUUCCUGCAGAUGCAGCACAUCAUCGACCGCUGCACCCAGAUCCUGGAGGGCAUCCACCUGAAGAUCAGCCUGGCCGAGCUGGAGGAGGAGUCCAGGGAGGAGGAGGAGGGGCGGGGGUCCAGGGGGGGCCGGAGCCUGGAGGCGGUGGUCCGAGGGGGGGGUCAUCACGCCGAUCUGCGGCUCCUCGGCCCACGAGGAGGUGCAGAGGCACGCGAAGCCAUCAGCCCCGUUGAGGAGCCCGUCAGCCCCCCCCCCACCGGGGAGCACCGCGGGCUGGAGGUCGCCGCGGCCGGACGAGCGGAACCGAUCCUCCGCAUCAACCGGGCCGGGCAGUGGUUCAUGGAGACGAGCAGCGAGCCGGAGAGGAGCCGCAGCGGGGGGGAGGCCGGCAGCGUGGACGGAGUGAGGAUCAAGACGGAGAGGAUGGAGGAGUGGGGCGGAGACGGAGAGCAACAGGAAGAGGAGGAGCCUGUGGAGGAAGAGACCACGGUGAUGAUCGACACGUCGGGACGCAGCACGCUGGUCACCGGGCCGGUGGGGGGGGCGCUGGGGACCCGGAGCGUCCAGCCCUCCUCCAGCUUCAGCAAGACAGACAGGUUCAGUCCCAGCGGCAGCGUGGUCGUCCUCGCCGAGCGUCAGAGAGCGAAGAGCGAGUCGCCGAGCCGGGCGGACGAGGGUCGCCCCCCCGGCCUCCAGGGGGAGGAGCAUGCAGCGUUCGAUAUGGGCGGGUACGAGGACUACCUGAGGGAACAAGUAGGAGACCGCUGGUUCCGCUACAACCCCCGACUCACCUGCAUCUACUGCUGCAAGUCCUUCAAUCAGAAGGGCAGUCUGGACCGCCACAUGCGCCUGCACAUGGGAAUCACGCCAUUCGUCUGUCGUAUUUGCGGAAAGAAGUACACCCGCAAGGACCAGCUGGAGUACCACAUCCGCAAGCACACGGGCAACAAGCCCUUCCACUGCCACGUGUGCAGCAAGAGCUUCCCCUUCCAGGCCAUCCUCAACCAGCACUUCCGCAAGAACCACCCGGGCUGUGCCCCCCAAGAGGCCCACAGCGCCUCCCCCGAGACCACCACCACCUCCGUCACCUCCAGGGGGGGGCCAAGCACAGAGGCUUCUCCGAGCCAGGAAGAGCCGGAGGGGGCGGGCAGCGGCGGGGGGAGCAGCAGCGGCGGAGGCCAGUACAGUGAAGGCCCCCAGGCCUCGGUCUCCACCACCGGGCCGGACUGA